CACACGCAGGCUAUUCUGGUUCUUUCCCUCGCAUUUUCUCAGUUUCACACUUCCCUAGCAUAAGCAUUCCCCUGCGCUUGCCUUUCUUUGGAGUUUUCUACUAAAAGGUUUUUCUUCCCCUAGAAGAGACGAAUUUACACAAUAUGCAGAGCGAACGAGGAGGAGCAGGUGAUUUCUUUCGCUCCGGUGAUCCUUUCCGUGGAUUUGGUUUUAACGGAAGCAUGUUCCCUAGCAUUUUUGGCGGGAGGAAUCCAUUCGAUGAUCCCUUCUUUUCACGCCCGUUUGGUAGCUUGUUUGAGUCUAGUAUGUUUGGUCCUCCUGCCACUUCUAGCGGAACACUGGAGAGGCCUAAAGAUAAGGGUGUUGUGAUACAAGAAUUGGAUUCUGAUGAGGAAGGACAAGAGGAAAAUUGCUCUGAGUCAAGUAAAGAACCAUCUGUAGAGCAUCCAGAUGAUGCUGUUGAAGCAGAGAGGGAAAGCAACAAUGUGGUAUAUAAGAAUAAACCUUACAAGGUGGAGGGGGCAAAGCCUCAGAAUCGUAGCUUCAGUGUCCACACUUCCAAAGUCACUUAUGGUGGUGUAGAUGGAGCAUAUUACACCUCUACAAGAACAAGAAGAGAAGGCGGUGAUGGGGUGGUCGUGGAGGAGACUAAAGAAGCAGACAAAACAACUGGGCAAGCAGCAUAUAGGAUCUCAAGGGGAAUUCACGAUAAGGGUCACACUGUCACUAGGAAGCUUAACUCUGAUGGCAGGGUGGAUGUGAUGCAAACUUUACACAAUUUGGAUGAAGGCGAUCUUGCUGGCUUUGGAGAGGCAUGGAACUGUAAUGCUAAAGGGGACUUGCCUAGCUGGAAACAUGGAUUUGAUAUGCAUGGUUCUUUGAGAGGCGAACAGAAGCCAGAUGCAUUCUCGAGCGGAUUGUUCCUUCCAUCUUCAGAGGAAGUGCGGAGGGCUAGAGGGAUGGGACCAGAUAAUGAGGCCGUAAAUGCUGGAGGGAGAACGAAAAAAGUAGUCAGAAUCAAUAUAGACUGAAGUGACAAGUGAACCAUAUCGUGUUACUUUAGAGUUUGAUUGAACUCUGUAAAUAAGAGCAGUAUGGCUGGUUUGCUUCUCUGUAUUGACUAUUGAGAAUUUAUGUUGGAAUUGCUUGGAAUCUAUAGCCUGUAGCUUGAAAGGUUGAUAAAAGGCAUGGUUUCUUCAAAGAAAAUGACGGGUUGAAUGGAA
Messenger RNA from Morus notabilis, 1223 nucleotides. RefSeq lists its product as uncharacterized. The transcript has 8 exons. The coding region runs from base 144 to 1031 and encodes 295 amino acids. NCBI's taxonomy places the organism in Eukaryota, Viridiplantae, Streptophyta, Magnoliopsida, Rosales, Moraceae. The record is from RefSeq and is a predicted model, not a curated record.